UUUGCCGAUAGAUGGCACUGGCACCGGCAGUGUGCACCGGCUGAUGGCGAUCAGCUGCGCUAGAUGGCACUAGGGGUCAGGAGCAGCUGACUGCGAUCAGCUGUUGGCCGGAGAUAGGAGAAUGGUGCGGCACUGAGUUGGUAUUGGGGGAAUUGCGCGUUACAAUGAAUACACGAGGAAGCAGGAAGAAAAGUGAGCUGUUGCUUGAUACGCGAGAACACAACAAAAGUGGCGACGAGUGAUCGAACUGCCUUUGCUUUACUGUGGCACUACUUUCUGCUGGUGUGCCUUGAUAUUUCUCCUGCUUCUCAAGAUCUGUAUUUUUCGGUGCGAAUAUUGAUAUGGAUCUACUGGCUGGCGCCCCACCUGCCUUCUUGCCCACCCCAGGUGAGCCGCGAGUGCCCUGGGUGCAGUGGAUAGCUGCUUUUGAUAAUUACCUUCUUGCAAUGGGGGGUGAUACCUUUCCCCCAGGGCGCCAGAAAGCCAUUUUACUGCACUGCUUAGGCCUUGAGGGCCAACGGAUUUACCAGAAUUUGCCUGAACUGGUAAAAACAGAGAAUGAAACUGAAAUGGCUUAUACGAAAAGGAAGCUGCAAGAGUUCUUUGUGCCCAAGACAAAUAUAGUGGCAGAACGUUAUCGGUUCCGCAGCAGAGGUCAGUUGAGUUCUGAGAGCACAGCCCAGUGGGUCAGUGUACUACGACAAAUGGCUGUGUCCUGUGACUAUGGUGACAAAACUGAUGAAUUUAUCCGUGAUCAAGUCGUGGAGAAAACAGUAUCUGGCAAGCUACGUCAACGCUUGCUGAUGGAGAGUGAUUUGACUCUUACCAAAACUCUGCAGCUGGCGGAAACAGUCGAAACAGCUGACAGGGAGGCCCAGGCGUUGCAGCACAGGUCUCCUGCAGAAGUUCGGCUUCUCCAGCAACCUGGUGGUCGACGGGGUGGUUCCGGUCCAGGUGCCCGAGCUGGGCCAGUGCAUCCAGCUGCUUCAGCGAGACGGCCUGGACCUGGGCUCCAUGCCCAGCCGGCACGAGCACCGCCCAGGCAGGCAGCUUCUACAGCAAAUCAGCCCGCUAGUGCUACUAGAUCUACUCUGCCUGCUACUCAGCCAGAGUGGAGUUUCCAGUCAGACAGCCGAGCCGGCUCACAGAGACAGUGUCAGCUCACCGAUCAGUGGGUACCAGCAUGAGGUCACGAUCGACCCGACGAUUCCACCUGUACGACAGGGCCUGAGGCGCCUUCCUCUCUCGGUUCGUGAUGAGGUUAGUGCUCGUCUCAGAGAACUAGAAUCACAAGGGGUGAUAGAGCGUAUACAUGCGAGUUCUUGGGUCUCUCCGAUUGUAGUGGGAAAGAAAAGAAAUGGGUCUAUUCGGAUUUGUGUUGACAUGCGACAGGUCAACCGUGCUGUCAUUACUGAUGCGUAUCCGAUCCCACAUAUGGAUGAUGUGCUCUCGCGUCUUCAUGGGUCUGCUGUGUACUCAGUAUUCGAUUUAAAGGAUGCGUACCAUCAGGUGGAAUUACACCCAAGGUCGCGGGAUCUGACGGCAUUUAUCACGCACGAAGGGCUGUUUAGGUACGUGAGGUGUCCAUUUGGUCUCGCGUCCAGUGGACCGGCAUUCCAGGGGAUCAUGAACGAUAUGCUCCGCGGUAUAGAUGGAGUAGAGGUCUACCUUGAUGACGUAGUAGUUCAUGCUGCGACUCAAGUAGAGCACGAUCGCCGAGUAGCGCAGGUGCUGGAGGUUUUCAGGCGACAUAACGUACAAGUGAACCAUGCGAAGUGCGUGCAGAGUGCUAGGAGCAUUCAUUUUUUGGGCUUCAUCGUCUCUCAAGGCAGGGUUGAACUGGACCCUGAGCGUCUUGCUCCACUGACUGAGGCACCAGAGCCAGACAGUGCUGCCAAACUGCAGUCAUUCCUUGGCGCUGUCGGGUUCUACUCUAAAUUCGUACCGCAGUUUUCCACGAUGGUCGAACCGCUACGGCGAGCGGUCCAGCGGGAACCAUUCGAGUGGUCCACUGAUCUGUCUAGACUGGUCAGUGAGGUCAAACAGGCGGUGAUUAGGUCCCCAUCAUUAGCACUUUUUGAUCCGAGCUUACCUACUGUAGUCACUACUGAUGCAAGUGACGUAGGCCUCGGGGCUUACAUUAGUCAGUUCAAGGGUCGUGAGGAGCGUGUGGUCGCUUACGCUUCACGUUCGCUCUCUGCAGCGGAGCGGUCGUACAGCACAGUGGAGAAGGAAGCCUUAUGUUGUGUAUGGGCGGUAGAGAAAUGGCACACGUUUCUCUGGGGACGCCGUUUUCUACUUCGUACAGAUAACCAGGCGUUGUGUACGAUAUUUGGGCCCAAAGGUUCAACACGUGCAGGGAGACGUAUCGCGCGCUGGGAAGCGAGGCUUCUGGCGUACAGUUUUGACACUGAGUAUGUGCGAUCGGCCCAGAACGGCGUGGCGGAUGGUCUGUCCCGCCUACCUGUUAGGGACUCUGAGUGGGAGGAUGACGAUAGUAUUGAGAUAGCAGCGCUGUACAGUGACAAUGGUGCUCCUAACGCCAUAUCAGAGUCUGAAUGGCGACAGUAUAGUGCAGAUGAUAGUACUUUUCAGUUGCUUAGAGGUCAUAUACAGUCAGGGCGAUGGCCUCGCCGAUGCUCGGCAGAACCCGAGCUGCAGCCAUACUUUUCGGUUAGAAUGGAGUUGAGUUGCCAGGGUUCGCUGAUCUUUUGUGGUGACAGACUGGUUGUGCCGACGACUUUGCGACGUCGUGUGGUGCAGCUCGCCCACGAGACGCAUCAGGGCUUGGUGCGAACUAAACGUAGAUUACGUGACAGGUACUGGUGGCCGGGUGCUAGCCGGGAGGUUGAUGAGGCGCUGCGGUCUUGCCAGCUUUGUGCGGUUCAUUCAAAGUCGGCAGUGCCCUGUAGUCCUCCUCUGCAGGCAAUACCUCUACCGCCCGGGCCGUGGCAGCACCUAGAGUGUGAUAUCAUUGGACCCCUGCCCGGUCCAGCUAGUGAGCGUUUUGGUCUGGUUCUAGUCGAUGUGUAUAGUCGUUGGCCUGAAGUGGCGUUUGUUUCCGAGGUGAAAUCUACCCAGGUGAUUGAGUUUCUAGAAGCCGUGUUCUCACGGGAAGGAGUACCUUCCAAGCUCCAGACAGAUAAUGGACCUCAGUUUUGCUCUAAGGAGUUUCAGGACUGGUUGCGUUCUUACAAUAUUACAUAUGCACGUAGCUCUACCUACUCACCGCAGACAUGUGGGAUGGUCGAGAGAUUAAAUCGCACUAUCAAGGAGUCUGUGGCGACGGCACGCCUGAUGGGAAAGCCAAGGGCUGCUCAUGUCCGAUCAUUCCUUCAGGUGUACAGGAGCACGCCUCAUUCUGCUACUGGUAUUUCGCCAUUCGAGGCGAUGCGUGGGGGCAGACGAAUGCGUACGCGUGUAGACUCGAGUGUAGUGCCUGCUGAACAUGUGAACGACGCUCGCGUGCGGGAUCGUGUGAAUGCAUAUCAAAGCCGGUAUGUAAACAGGCACAAUGCACGUUGUCGGCGAACUCUGUUACCCACAUGGGAAGUCGGAGAUUUGGUGCGUGUGAGAGAUCCGGUAGCCAAGGCGCGUGUGUAUGGUGAGGUCCUUCGUGUGGUGCGGCGCACAGGGCCAGUGAGCUAUCAGUUGUCGGACGGUCAGCGGGUGCAUGCCCGGCGACUAGUGACUGCGCGGUCCUUACCAGCAAAUGAGGAUGCAGAUGUUCUGUGGCCUGUAGACGUGGGAGGGCCGAGCCGGGCGGAGACGGUGGCGGUGCCUCCAGUUCGUCGGUACCCGGAGCGUAGCAGACGGGAGCCCGAUAGGCUGACUUAUCACUGAGCGACUGUAUGUGUUUGUUCUGCGCUGCGUUCUGUACUGUACCUAUGCAUUGUAUAUUUCAGAGGGGGACGAUGUUGGGUUUGCCGAUAGAUGGCACUGGCACCGGCAGUGUGCACCGGCUGAUGGCGAUCAGCUGCGCUAGAUGGCACUAGGGGUCAGGAGCAGCUGACUGCGAUCAGCUGUUGGCCGGAGAUAGGAGAAUGGUGCGGCACUGAGUUGGUAUUGGGGGAAUUGCGCGUUACAAUGAAUACACGAGGAAGCAGGAAGAAAA
Messenger RNA from Amphibalanus amphitrite, 4114 nucleotides. RefSeq lists its product as uncharacterized. The record is from RefSeq and is a predicted model, not a curated record. Gene Ontology annotation, biological process: DNA integration. Lineage: Eukaryota; Metazoa; Arthropoda; Thecostraca; Balanomorpha; Balanidae. The transcript has 2 exons. Gene Ontology annotation, molecular function: nucleic acid binding. The coding region runs from base 1015 to 3843 and encodes 942 amino acids.